UCCACCUUCCCUGCAUUCAUCGUUUCAAAAUGGAUAUAAAAGGCGAAGUUACAAGAGAGGAUGAGAUAUCGCUGUUCCGAGAGAGCGUAUUGGAAGCAAGAUGGGAAUACGUAGUAAAUGCAUAUAGAAAGGAGAGUGAGUUCCACGAAAUAAGAAUCGACGCAAGCAGAGGCACUGCAUUGCAUGUUGCAGUGAAUGAUGGGGAAGUAGAGCUUGUUAAGAUUCUUGUUGAAGCAAUCUUGAGGCAUGAAGGGAGGGAAGUAGUGAGGGUUGACAGUGCACUGAGAUCAACGAAUGAGAGAGGUGACACUCCUUUGCACCUUGCAGCCUCAAGAGGGUUCAUUGCCAUUUGCAUGUGCAUGAUUGGGGAAAAUGGUGAAAGGAAAGAUUUGAUUAGGGAUAGGAACAAAGAUGGUGAAACACCUCUUUUCAGGGCCGUGCGCACAUGCCAAACACAGACCUUUGUCUACCUUCACAAUGUUUCCAAAGAUUUAGAUGUUAAACAUAGGAACUAUGAUGGACAAACCCUACUUCACUUAGCCAUCUGGGGAGAAUUCUUGGAUUUGGCUAUUAUGAUUGCCCAUUGUUAUCCUCAACUUGUCAACGUGCGAAACAUGUACGGAAAUCUUCCUCUCCAAGUUCUUGCCAGUAGGCCUUCCUCCUUCAAGAGCGGAACUGAUUUUUCCUGGUGUCAGAAAAUUCUAUAUCAUUGUAUGAUUGCAGAACCUCUAGAUGCUGGGAAACAAAUAAAAUCCUACACAGAGAAAAUUGAAAAACAUGAGUUCCGAUUAAGAGUGGUGAUAGAGUCAGAAAAUGAAGCCAAAAAAUCACAGGUUUUCGAGGAAAACAAAAUUGUUGGACGGUUUGUAAAGAGUGUUGUUCGAGUUGCAUUUAAAGGCCUUAGCCUUUCUGGAAUAUUGAGUAUCAUUGCGCAAACAAAGAAGAUAAAGCAGAAGCACAAAUGGGGUGUUCAGCUCUUGAACAUUUUUAUGCAAACACCUAGUGAGUGGUACAUGGGAUUCAGUGGGAGUCAACCAGUCAUUGAAUUUGACAGAGGAGAUACGCAGUUGGUGCAACACUUCAUUACUCAGCAAGAGUUGCAAAUUCUCAAUCAAGAAUUGGAAUCUACAGCAAAAAAAGAGGAAAAGAUGGCUGCAUAUUUGACAGCAGCAAGAAACNGCAUUACAGAAAUUGUGGAUGGACUUCACUCUAAAGUUCCAAGUGUCAUAUAUGAAACUAGCAGUAAAAGAGAAAAUGUAUUGCUUGUGGCAGUGAAGAAUAAGCAAGUAAAUGUUGUUGAGAUGUUACAAAAGAGUUUGAAAAAGGAAAAUUUUGAUAGCUUAAUUUUAGAAACGGAUGACAAAGGGAACACAGUGCUACACUUAGCAGCAGGUACAUCAAGCAACGAAAGAGUUGGUACUACCAUGCAAAUGAUAUGGGAUAUCAAGUGGUAUCAGUACAUCACUGGUCUAGUGCCGAAAGAAUUCAUUUACAGACGUAACAAAGAUGGUAAAACUGCAUGGGAAAUCUAUGAGCUGGAACACUUGAAGAAAGUGAAAGAUUGCUCAGAGGCCCUGAAGGACUUAUCCAAUUCUGGCUCAGUUGUGGCAGCUUUAAUCGCCGGCAUCUCCUUCGCAACAUCGACCACCGUCCCUGGUGGCACCGACGACGGAAAACCUAUCUUAGGUGGCCAACCUGCUUUUGAUGUAUUUGCCACUGCUUCCCUUAUAGGACUUGGCUUCUCCAUCACCGCACUGGUUAUGUUCCUCGCCAUACUCACUUCUCCAAAACAGGUUCAACAUUUCCGCCUCAGCUUGCCCUUGAAGCUUAUCUUUGGCUUAGGUUCUCUUUUUGCAUCCGUUGCUUCAAUGCUCGUUUCCUUUUGGGCUGCACAUUUCUUUGUGCUCAAUGAAAAGUACAAUAUGAUACUCCUCCCUGUUUAUGUUGCCACUUGGUUUCCGAUCACUAUCUAUGCACUGAUGCAAUUUCCAUUUUAUGUUGAGCUUGUGCGAGCUAUUUUCAAGAAGGUGCCACGCCCAUACAGGAAUCCACACUCAUUUGCCAGAUUUGUAACCUAAUCAUGUCUUGUCUUCUACUUUAUUUGUCGAACACAGUCUGCAUAUUUCACAUUUGAUAAGUUUCUUGUAAUGUGUGGUUGGGUUUGAUUAUUUGCCAAUGACACUCAUCUCUUGAUAUAAAUGAGAUGCUCAAUAA
Messenger RNA from Vigna radiata var. radiata (mung bean), 2214 nucleotides. RefSeq lists its product as uncharacterized. The coding region runs from base 30 to 2078 and encodes 682 amino acids. Gene Ontology annotation, molecular function: protein binding. Lineage: Eukaryota; Viridiplantae; Streptophyta; Magnoliopsida; Fabales; Fabaceae. The record is from RefSeq and is a predicted model, not a curated record. The transcript has 8 exons.